GAAUAAUUCAACCUGUGCUGAUCAGUAAGCGACAAACAUGGCCGCCUGUGGGCUACUCCGUUCCCUGUCUUCCAACUUUUUCACAGUUUUGCCAUUACUCAACCGCUCGGUAACACUUUCACCGUUGCGGCUGGCAUCUACACCUUACUUUGGAAGAACCAUAACCACUUCUAGUCGAGUAACAGCAGAUCUUAAAUUCACAGACAAGCACGAAUGGAUCCGGGUAGAAGACGACGGGAAUGGGACUGUCGGUAUCAGCAAGUUUGCGCAAGAGGCUCUGGGGGAUGUAGUUUACUGUGGACUGCCAGAGGUGGGGACACAGCUGGCUCAGCAAGGUAUGGAGUUCAGGGCAGCUAAGGUUUUUGGAAAGGUCAUACACUACACGAUUUAGUUUAUCAGAUUUGAA
Messenger RNA from Notothenia coriiceps (black rockcod), 406 nucleotides. RefSeq names its product glycine cleavage system H protein, mitochondrial-like. The transcript is spliced from 3 exons. NCBI's taxonomy places the organism in Eukaryota, Metazoa, Chordata, Actinopteri, Perciformes, Nototheniidae. Gene Ontology annotation, biological process: glycine decarboxylation via glycine cleavage system; protein lipoylation. Gene Ontology annotation, cellular component: glycine cleavage complex; mitochondrion; cytoplasm. The coding region runs from base 38 to 391 and encodes 117 amino acids. The record is from RefSeq and is a predicted model, not a curated record.